AGAGGUAGCCGUUGUAGCUUGAUCUUUGUUUCCUAAAACGGCUAGUUGUCUUUCCUCCACCGGCGGCAUGGUCCGAUGAGCCUCUUGUGGUUUGGGCUUCGCCGCUUGGUAUUUGCACAAUUCUUUGCGAUGAUCUACCCUGCCACAGAAAAAACAGAAUGAGUGGAUGGAUUCAUAUUCUAUAUUGUAGCUUUUCUGUCCUAAUAUGAAUCGUGGACAUAGUAGCUUGCUUAGAUCCACUUCAAUGCACACCCGAGCAAAUCAACCUUUGGUAGCCAUACCUGUGGUCAGAUCAAUUUUCAGGAGUUUACCAAUCUAUCUGGCUAUUACAUAGAGCACUUUCUCUUAGAAAAUAUUCUAUCGGAAGCUCUGAAAACCUAACCCAUGUGACGAUAGAGGUUCAAAGACUUUCGACACCUUAAAGUCAAGCUCCCAUUUACGCACCGUAAGGUAGUGGUCCACGAUGACCCACGGUCAAUGAUGAAAAUUUGAAUAAGGAGUAAUUGUUGCCUAGAUCUAUGGCAUUAAAUUCUUGUUGUAUGCCCCAUAAGUUUUUAACUCUUGGGCAGGGCAAUUUGUACCAAUGCUUUUACCUAGCAGUCGGACUACUAAGGCAUUAGUCCAUUUCGAAUCUGCUCCAGCAACUUCUUAGGGAGUUGAACUUGUGGGAUGCCCUGGUGGUUCUGGUGAGGAUGGUCUUGAUGGAUGUGGGCGUCGCUCUCAUCAUGUUCCUCGUCCGCCGAAAGCUGAUCCAUGGUCUCAUCAAAGUAGAAAUCGUUGUUUUUGGGAGCUGCUAGAGCUUCCUUGAACGACUUUAUCUUCUGGCCCUCAGUUGGUAGGGGGGAAGAAGUUGCAGAGGCUUGCGAGCCAUGCUCAGUCAAGUGGUGGGAGAACAAGCUAGGGAUUUCAGCAAUAUCAAUGCCGUCUUCACCUGUAUCUUCUUUGUUUUUGAUCUUCUUAGUGCUUCGGAUCAAAUGAUCUUACUCCUCUUGGGAUUUCAUGACUGAAACUGAGUUGUAAGUCGUUGGGUCACUCAUUCUAGAGAGAGAAGUUCCAAGUGUGACUCUUUUUGAUUAGUCUGCCAAAGUGUCCAACCUCCUUUUUUAUUACACACAUUCAUAUCUUCUAGACAACAGCACUACCAACAAACCCAACAAUGGCAUCCCAAAACACCCUCCUCCUUCGUCUCUCUACCCUCUUCAUCUCCCUCUCUCUCCUCACCCUCUCCUCCGCCGACGACGCCUCCGUGAUGACCAAGUUCGCCACCACCCUCUCCCCUCCCCCCUCCGACUGGACCGGCACCAACCCCUGCUUCUGGUCCGGCAUCAACUGCGACACCUCCAACCGCAUCACCGCCAUCAACCUCCCCUCCAAAUCCCUCUCCGGCUCUCUCCCCUCCACUCUCAACCAGCUCUCCAACCUCCAAUCCAUCUCCCUCCAGCGCAACUCCCUCUCCGGCCCCUUACCCACCUUCGCAAAUCUCUCUUCCCUCCAACAAGUCUUUCUCGACGCCAACAAAUUCACUUCCAUUCCCUCCGAUUUCUUUUCCGGCCUCACCAAUUUACAGACUAUGAGUCUCAGUGACAACAUAAAUCUUGCUCCGUGGACUAUUCCCUCAGAUCUCGUUCAGUUGAGUAGUUUGGAAAGUUUCUCCGCUAGCAACGCAAAUAUUGUCGGUUCGAUUCCGGAUAUUUUCGAUUCUUGUCCUAAUUUGCAUAACCUUCGACUCUCUUAUAACAAUCUUACUGGUUCAUUGCCUUCGACUUUUGCGGGUUCCAAGAUUACUAAUUUGUGGCUUAACAAUCAGUUACAUGGGUUUUCUGGGACUAUUGAUGUGUUGUCUUCGAUGACCGAGCUUUACCAAGUGUGGCUUCACGCGAAUUCCUUCACGGGUACGAUUCCAGAUUUGUCAAAAUGCACCAAUGUCUUCGAUAUUCAGCUCAGGGACAACCAAUUCACCGGAGUUUUGCCUCCAUCGUUGAUGGGUCUUACUAAACUCGCUAACAUUUCUUUGCAGGACAACAAAUUGCAAGGUCCUAUGCCGGUUUUUGGUCCCGGAGUUACUGUCUCCCUCGGGGUAACCAAUAGGUUCUGCAAGAGCACUCCAGGGCCUUGUGAUCCACAGGUCACUGCUCUUCUUGCUGUUGCUGGGGCUCUUGGGUAUCCCUUGACUCUUGCUCAGUCUUGGCAAGGCAAUAGUGGUUGUUCUGGAUGGACUUUCAUUACCUGUGAUUCGCAGAGCAAUGUUAUAAUUGUCAAUUUUGGGAAGCAACACUUCUCGGGUUUGAUCUCACCUGCCUUUGCGAAUCUAACCUCAUUGAAGAGUUUGUAUUUGAAUGAUAACAAUCUCAUGGGUUCAAUUCCUGAUGUCUUGACAACUCUGCCUCAGCUUCAGGUUCUUGAUGUGUCAAACAACAAUCUUAGUGGACCAAUACCGGUUUUUCAAUCAACUGUGAAGUUUAGUUCCCCUGGUAAUCUGUUUCUUGGGAAGAACAUUACCACUGGAAGUGGAGGAAAUGGUGGAAAUGGUGGACCUUCUGGGUCUGGAUCGAAUUCGAUCACACUCGGAGGAAGUCCUUCGGGGACAUCAAAUGGGUCUUCUUCUAUAUCGGCAGGCAUGAUUGCUGGUGUGGUUAUUGCUGUUGUGGUGUUUGUUGGGGUUGUGUUGUUUGCAUCUUACACACGCUGUGUCAUGAAACGCCAUCAGGGAUUACGGAGAGUCUAUGGUUCUGAAAUAGGGCCAGAAAUGGUAAUGUCUGCGGUAGUGAGUGUUGUGAAUGGGCACGGUGGUGUCCCUAGUGAAUUACAGAGUCAGAGCAGUGGUGAUCAUGGUGACAUGCCCACCUUUGAAGGUGGGAAUGUUGCAAUUUCGAUCCAAGUACUUCGUCAAGUGACCGACAACUUUAGUGAAGAAAAUGUGUUAGGCAGAGGAGGAUUUGGAAUUGUUUACAAAGGGGUAUUGCAUGAUGGGACUAUAAUUGCUGUGAAGAGGAAGGAAUCUGGGGCAAUGGGCACCAAAGGAAUGAAUGAGUUUCAAGCUGAAAUUGCAGUGUUGACAAAAGUUAGGCAUAGACAUUUGGUUGCUCUUCUAGGGUACUGUAUCAAUUGCAAUGAGAGACUUUUGGUAUAUGAGUACAUGCCUCAGGGGACUUUGGCCCAGCAUUUGUUUGAGUGGCGCAGGCUUGGGUAUCCUCCUCUUACUUGGAAGCAGAGGGUGACAAUAGCAUUGGAUAUGGCUAGAGGGGUUGAGUAUUUACAUAGCUUAGCACAACAGAGCUUCAUUCAUAGAGAUUUAAAACCAUCGAACAUACUUCUUGGGGAUGACAUGAGAGCCAAGGUUGCAGAUUUCGGUUUGGUAAAGAAUGCAUCCGACGGAGAGGAUUCUUUUGAGACGCGGUUAGCUGGAACGUUUGGGUAUCUUGCACCUGAGUAUGCUGCUACGGGAAGAGUGACUACAAAAGUGGAUGUCUAUGCAUUCGGCGUCGUUUUGAUGGAGAUCAUCACAGGAAGAAAGGCACUACAUAAGACAGUGCCAGGCGAGAGGGCUCAUUUAGUCCCAUGGUUCCGAAGAGUCCUAAUCAAGGAAAACAUUCACAAGGCUAUCGACCAAACUCUUGACCCUGAUGAAGAGACUUUUGAGAGCAUUAGCAAGGUCGCUGAGCUGGCAGGUCACUGUACUGCUUCUGAGCCAUUGCAAAGACCCGAUAUGGGCCACGCUGUCAACGUGUUGGGUCCUCUUGUUGAGCAGUGGAAACCUUCGCACGAAGAUGAAGAUGAACAUGAAGAUGGCUUUGGCAGUGACCUCCACAUGAGUUUUAGUUUUGAUUAAUUUUGAAGUGUAUAAGCUAACCAUAAGAAAAUAAUAUGUUGUUUUAAUGUAACUAAAAUGGUUGAAAACAAACUAGAUAAUAUAAUAUUAAAUAAAAUAUUUAUAU
Camellia sinensis is the source of this 3935-nucleotide messenger RNA. RefSeq names its product receptor-like kinase TMK4. The record is from RefSeq and is a predicted model, not a curated record. Gene Ontology annotation, molecular function: protein kinase activity; protein binding; ATP binding. Gene Ontology annotation, biological process: protein phosphorylation. NCBI's taxonomy places the organism in Eukaryota, Viridiplantae, Streptophyta, Magnoliopsida, Ericales, Theaceae.